Molecule: messenger RNA, 3396 nt
Organism: Malassezia globosa CBS 7966
Lineage: Eukaryota; Fungi; Basidiomycota; Malasseziomycetes; Malasseziales; Malasseziaceae
Exons: 1
Coding region: 1-3396 (1131 amino acids)
Biological process (GO): protein phosphorylation; intracellular signal transduction; microtubule cytoskeleton organization
Cellular component (GO): cytoplasm
Molecular function (GO): protein serine/threonine kinase activity; ATP binding; tau-protein kinase activity
Source: RefSeq, a predicted model, not a curated record
AUGCAGCAUCCGUCUGAGCACACCUUCGUCCAGCGUGAUGCCAUGCCUGGUUCCGCCGAGGGGCCAGGCACGCUGACGUCUUCCCAGGCUCUUCCAUCCCUCUCAUCGAUGCAGCAGCCAUCCGAAGCUGCGAAUAAGAAUGAUCUAGGUUAUCUAUCGCCCCAAGCUGCGCACUCUCUUACGAGUCCACCUGCUCCGAAACGAACUGGUUCUCCUUUGCGACCUGUCACUCAGACUCAUACAGCUACUCAUUUUCACGAUAAUUCAGGUCUUGUCGAUCCUGAAGCACUACAGGCUUUCUCGCGCAUGAACUUGGGAUCCUUCGGUCCGACAGCGCCAGCGGCCACACGUACACAGCACGCCUUCCCAACCGCAGCUGCAGCCCCGCAUCCACCAGCACAAGUCACAAAUCAUACACAUGCUGCUCAGUAUGCUGCUCCUGCGCAUCAAACCGUGCCGAAGGCUAAGAGCUCAGCUGGCGCUGCCGCUACUAGGACUUCCCAUGCAGUCACACCGACGUCUGACGAGUCGUUUCGAUGGACCCUGGGUGAUUACAUGCUUGGGCGGACGAUCGGUGCUGGAAGUAUGGGCAAGGUAAAAUACGGCCAUUGCAAGGCAGAUGGGCAAAAGGUAGCGGUGAAAAUUGUGCCGCGAAACACAUCUGUCAAUGCACUAAAACAAAGCCGUGGAAAGUCGAAGCAUACAGGCCAGCCCUUGACGGAAGCGGAACUCGAGUCAGCUUUCGCACGCGCGUCCACCAAGGAUACCUCGAAGGAAGUGCGCAUCGUACGUGAAGGCAGUCUCCAGAUGCUGCUGCUCCAUCCCUACAUAUGUCGCAUGCGUGAAAUGAUCACACACCCGAACCAUCACUAUAUGGUGUUUGAACAUAUCAAUGGUGGUCAAAUGCUCGACUACAUCAUCGCUCAUGGACGUUUACGCGAGCGUUCUGCGCGAACAUUCGCUCGCCAGAUUGGCAGUGCACUGCAGUACUGCCAUGCUAACAAUGUAGUGCACCGCGACCUCAAAAUCGAGAACAUUCUCAUUUCGAAAUCCGGCAAUAUCAAAAUCAUUGAUUUUGGCCUUUCCAAUAUGUACACACCCCAGGGCCACCUCAACACCUUCUGUGGCUCGCUGUACUUCGCUGCACCGGAGUUGCUCAAUGCUCGUGUGUACACGGGUCCAGAAGUGGAUAUUUGGAGUUUUGGUGUCGUACUUUAUGUACUUGUGUGCGGCAAAGUUCCCUUCGACGAUCAGAGCAUGCCCGUGCUCCACGCGCGGAUCAAGCGCGGUAUGGUGGAAUACCCAGGUUGGCUCAGUCCUGACUGCAAGCAUCUCUUGUCGCGCAUGAUUGAAGUAAACCCACUUCAGCGUGCGACUUUAUCUGAAAUCAUGUCCCAUCCAUGGAUGAUGAAAGACCAUCACGCGCCCGAACCGAACUAUUUGCCAAAACGCACACCUCUCUCGGCGUCGGAUCUCGACCCAGCUGUCAUUGAGCGCAUGACUGGCUUCGAAUUCGGCUCACCGCAGGACAUCCAUCAGCAGUUGCUGAGCGUUCUCCGAAGUGAAAGUUACUUGGAUGCCGUCGCUCGACAUGAACAUGGUCAUACUCAGCAUCUGGAAGCGGUUCCCCCAAAUUCUGGUGCUUCCUCCGUUGAUGCACCGCGUGGCAAUCGGAUCUCGCGACAGAUCACCGCAGGCCUCAACUUCUACCAUCGGCACAUGUUCAAGUCGUCUGACACACCCUCUUCGUCUUCUGCAACUGUGGAAGGGCCGCCUGGUAUCAAAGGGCCCAUUCAUCCCGCAUAUGGAUUCCACCCCUUAAUCUCGGUGUACUUCCUCGUGAAAGAGAAAAUGGAACGUGAACGAUUCGGUGGCUCUGAAGUGCUCAACUCGUCGGAUCUUCUCUUGCCCCAAUCUGGUACUGUUGGUCACUCUCGACACGCACCUCCCCAGGACGUGCCUGAGUCGGCAGCAAUUGAACACCUUGAUCAGGUCUCUCUAUCGGCCUCGAUGCCCACGUCAGCGACGGCCGUUCCUGCCCCAUCUUCAGCCGCGUCGCCGCCACCACACCCGUCCUCUUCCUACAGUGGAAUGGCCCAUCCGGCUUCGUCGGCUAUAGGUCGUCUAGUCGCCGAUAUACCCUCGCCCACUGUUCGGCCUCCAGAAAGGUCGCACGUGUCGUCGCGUACAGUGGGAGCCGCUGCCUCAGUUCCUUUCCCGCCAUCGCCUCUGCCACCAACAGCUGCUUUGAUGGCUGGACGUGAUUCUACGACACCCGUCUUUGAGUCACGCCAAAAGUCACAGCCCAUGGCUGUCAUGAUGGGCCCACCCCGUCCUCUCGCACAUGCUGACGAAUUGGAGUCAAGUCUCCGAUCCGGUAUGAAGUCGCCGACUGGCUUAACCGAUAACUAUGUCGCUCGCACAUCGCCGAUUUCACCUGUCUUUGAGCGAAAAGCCAUUCCACAACGCAGCAUGAGCAUGAAUCAUGCGCGCCACGCGCGUCAUGUCGAGCAGGGGAGGGCUGGUCGUGACGGUAGGGCAUAUGCCGUGCAGUUGUCGGAUGCUGCGCGUCCGCUGCCUACGCUAGAUGCUAUCCAGUCCGAAGCAGGACUGGGCCUUUUUACCGGUGAAGCGCCGGAGGUCUCCAAUUCAAUGGCCUCUGAUUCCGUCACUGGCGCUGGCGCCAACCUGACUCGUCGCUUUGGCACAAUGUCUGCGCGUCCGUCGCACAAUACGUCAAAUGUUAUUGUUCCGCCGCCUGAUCUCUUCUCUGGGCAAACGCAUGCGUAUGCCGUUGAAACUGGCGCUGCGAAUACGCCUGAUAUGCAUACAUCGCUAGAUGAGGCCACAUCUAAACCAGUGUUUCUCAAGGGUCUCUUUAGCGUACAAACUACGAGUCGCCGUCCACGCGCGAUAAUCAGGCGUGAUCUUAUCCGUGUGCUGGAACAGUUCGGUGUCCAUUAUUCGGAGACGAAGAGUGGGUUUGAGUGCUCAUAUCAGGCUCCUUUAAUUGAGACAGAUUCACUCGGCUCCCCAAAACGCUCCACGUCCCAUCUAUCAUCAGCUGCCACGUCUUCUCCUAUUGCCGGCGCGGCUUUUACAUCCAUGCAGCAGUCUCAUUCACCUGUCGCCACGGGCGUCGGCGACAUUGGUAUCGACGCUGCGACGCCGUCAGAAGGCGUCCUUUCUACUCCUGCAUUCGACUCUACACCAACAAAAUCAGGCGCAAGCAAGCCUCGUUUGUCAGAGGAUGAAGUGGAAGUUGUCUUUGAAAUUUGCAUUGUCAAAGUCCCUCUCCUACUUGGUAUGAAUGGUCUUCAAUUCCGUCGUGUGUCUGGCAACCCGUGGCAGUACCAAACGCUUGCUAAGCGCAUCCUGAAUGAGCUUAAUUUGUAG